Molecule: messenger RNA, 1488 nt
Organism: Juglans microcarpa x Juglans regia
Lineage: Eukaryota; Viridiplantae; Streptophyta; Magnoliopsida; Fagales; Juglandaceae
Product: WAT1-related protein At5g47470-like
Exons: 7
Coding region: 270-1328 (352 amino acids)
Cellular component (GO): plasma membrane
Molecular function (GO): transmembrane transporter activity
Source: RefSeq, a predicted model, not a curated record
ACUGGUAGCAUGUGUAGGGAUGCCCCCAUGAACAUUAGCUGAGCAGCUUAAACCUGAAAGUGGUUGUUGUUGAAGGAAAAAAAGGUACAAACUUACCAAAACAGAAAUAUAGAAGAAGACGACGAACGGUACAGAAACACCGCCACACAAGGAAAGCAGGAAAGGGAGAGAGAGAGAGAGAGAGAGAGAGAGAGAGAGAGAGAACUUGAAAGAAAGAGUUCUGUGUACAUAUUUUGUGUAGGAGAAGAAGAAGAUAUUGGAGAGAGAAAAUGGAGCUGAUGAGGAAGGAAAUGUUUGAAGCUUUGGGAAUAAUAGGGGGUUUGAUAGGGGUGCAGUUUGUGUACGCAGGGAACUCGGUGUUGCUAAGUUAUCUUAUGUCUAUGGGCCUCAAUCCUCUCACCAUUGUUAUUUUCUCUGCCUUUGCGACCUUCCUCAUCCUCUCCCCCAUUUCCAUCUAUUUUGAAAGGAGCAAGUGGCCCAAGAAACUCAGCUCGAAAUUGAUAACUCAGCUGCUUUUGAUCUCUUUUGCAGGGGUGACCUUAUUCCAGAGCCUUUUUCUAAAGGGGAUCAAGCUAACUUCACCAGCAAUGGCUACAGCCAUGCCAAACCUUGCUCCUGGCUUUAUCUUUGUCAUUGCUUGGACUUUCAGAAUGGAGAAGGUGAAACUGGGUUGCUUGUACAGCAAAGUGAAGAUAAUAGGCACGUUGCUCUGCGUUGUAGGUGCUCUCACAAUGAGCAUAAUGCACAGUACAGGCGCUGCUGCAAAAGAGGCCCGAAUUUCAUCUUCCUCACCUGAUAUUGACUUGGACAAAGACAAGAUCAUCGGCUGCCUCUACCUCGUUGCUGCAGUUUUUGCUUUGUCCAGCGGUGUUGUUUUGCAGGCAACAACAUUGAUUGAUUUUCCUGCACCAAUGUCAUUGUGUGCAAUUACAUCCUUGAUCGGCGUGGUUAUGACUGCUGCUGUCCAACUAAUUCAAGAUCACAAAAUUGAAUUGGGUUGGCCACUUCUGAGCGUCCGAGACUUGAUUGGAUUUUCACUGCUGGGAGGAUUUGUGAAUGGAGUAUGUGUAAGCUUCAGCGGAUGGGCAAUGAAGAAAAGAGGGCCAGUCUUUGUUUCCACCUUCAGCCCCAUUAGUACAGUCUGCUCGGUUAUUCUCUCAGCGGCCACCAUUGGAGACACUGUUAAUAUUGGAAGCCUUGCUGGCAUGUUGCUCAUGUUCAUUGGCCUCUACUUUGUGCUGUGGGCAAAAGGGAAAGAAGGUUACCACCAUGAAGAUCAGGAUGACAUAGAAAGUGAGUACAGUGCAAAGAAGCCUCUCUUAAGUUAGCAUAUAUGGCAGCAGAUAAUGUGCUACUUUUGUAUCAUAGUUAGAUACAGAAGGAAAAUGGAAUGUACUCAAGAAAGAACAUGAUAUAAUAGAUGACUGACUUGCUCAGAUGCACCUACAGUCAUGUUUAUUUCUAAUCAAAAUAACAAGCUUUGCAUAA